Brettanomyces nanus is the source of this 1074-nucleotide messenger RNA. RefSeq lists its product as uncharacterized. Bases 1 to 1074 code for a protein of 357 amino acids. The transcript has a single exon. Gene Ontology annotation, molecular function: peptidyl-prolyl cis-trans isomerase activity; protein tyrosine phosphatase activator activity. Gene Ontology annotation, cellular component: nucleus; cytoplasm; protein phosphatase type 2A complex. Gene Ontology annotation, biological process: mitotic spindle organization. The record is from RefSeq and is a predicted model, not a curated record. NCBI's taxonomy places the organism in Eukaryota, Fungi, Ascomycota, Pichiomycetes, Pichiales, Pichiaceae.
AUGACUGUUUUUGUCAAACCCCAGAAAAGACUUCAUAGCGAAGCAGACCUCGCAAAGUUUGUAUCGUCACCUACUCAUGAUGCUAUUUUGAACUUUAUGACUAGAUUGGCCAAGUCUGUACAUGGUCUACAGCUGACUGAUAAGAGCCUUCCAGUCAAUGAGUCUAUUCAGGGUUUGUUGGAUCUAUUGGAUGACAUUGAUAGAAUUUCAGAUAGUCAUCCAAUUGAAAAGCAUAGCACGAGUCGAUUUGGUAAGGUGGAAUUUCGGGAUUUCUGCGAUGAUUUUUCACAUCAAGCAGAUCAGCUGAUUAAGAACCACAUUCACUUGCAAGACAAUUGCAUAGUUGAGCUCAGGACUUAUUUGAUAAACUCGUUUGGUGAUAAAAUAAGAAUAGACUAUGGCUCUGGUCAUGAAUUAAACUUUCUCUGCUUUCUCUAUUGCCUAGAUUAUCUCGGAUACUUUGAAUCAAAGGAAUAUGACAAGUCUGUGGUACUUAAAGUGUUUGCCCGUUACAUAACCACAAUGCGGAAACUUCAAAUGAAGUACUGGCUUGAACCAGCUGGAUCACAUGGCGUUUGGGGAUUGGAUGACUAUCACUUUUUGCCGUUUCUGUUUGGUGCAGCUCAACUCUCUCCUCUUAAGAGACCUCGUCCCUUGAGCAUUCAUAAUCUUGACUAUGUGGCAGAGUUCAAGGAAAAAUAUUUAUAUUUUGCAUGCAUCGAUUUUAUCAACAAGACUAAAACUGGAGUCACAUCGUUACGUCAGAGUUCUCCCAUGCUUGAUGAUAUAAGUGGUGUCAAGACAUGGAAGAAGAUCGAGGAAGGAAUGGUGAAGAUGUAUGACGCUGAAGUGUUGAGCAAACUUCCCGUUGUCCAACACUUUUUCUUUGGCUCCAUACUUCCAUGUCCAGACGGUGUUGCUGCAUCUGAAGAGAAUAAUGCUGAUGGUAUUGAGGAAGACAGCUGUUGCCAUGAAGUCCAUUCCACUUGGGGGGACUGUUGUGGAAUAAAGGUUCCUAGUGCGGUAGCAGCAAGUGCCAUGGAACAAAAGGAGCAUCGUAUAUCAUUUUGUUAG